AUGCUUACAUCAUGCUUUUUGUCCCUCAUCCUCACAAAAGGUAUCACCUCAACGAUAGUGAUAACACCUCCAGAAAUAAAUGCUUCACUUGGUAAAGACGGAUCUAUUGCACUAAACUGUACAUUCUCAGAGGGAACAUUUCAAUCACUUCUAUCUAUGGUUUGGUUGAAGAAAAUUGGAAAUGAAUAUAAUGACAUAGCAAAAUUCAGACAGUAUCCUGAACAGGAUGUACGCUUGUCCGAAAACGGUAGUUACCUGAUAAACAGAUCUCAACUGACCAUUCCUGGAAGUGGUUCUUCUAGCAGCUUCAUUUUGACAAUCAAUAACAUUGAGUGUCGAGAUGAUGGGAAAUACCGGUGUGUUUUAAAUUACUUGAGGGGCGACGGCAGAACGUUUAGAAUAACAGGAGACACAACUGUAUUUUUACAAGUGCCCGCAGAACGACCAUCAACUAUUACCGUGUAUCCAAAGUCCAUUCUCAGAGAAAACGACGAAGUGACUUUAACUUGUUCUGCAAAUACUGGAAAUCCAGAAGGUUAUAUUGCAAUAUGGAAGAUCAGUUUUCACGAAAAUGUAGUAAUAUUACUGAAUAGAUCACGAACAACAGGGAUAAAGAAUACAAACUGUUCUGCUGUCACUCACAUGACUUUAACUUACAUCUUAUCUAGAAAAGACAAUGGUGCAAUUUUCAGCUGUUCUUCACAAAACAGACUAACCCAGGUACCUGGUCCAAGCAUAGUCACAGAUACAGUGACAGUGCUAUAUGGUCCUUCCUAUGUGAAGAUUGAUAUGUGGCCUACAAGUCCUACUGUGUUUGUCGGCUCAAAAGUAACCCUUACGUGCAAUUCUGACGGGAAUCCAGUUCCAACUUUCAAAUGGAUAUAUAAUUCGACAAACGAGCGUUCUGAAAAGAUGCGACCACUCACAUGGAAAAAGAAAAAAUUGGUUUUACAUAACGUUGAACUCAACGACAGUGGUGUUUAUUGCUGCGUAGCUUCAAAUGCCAUAUUUGGAGAAAUAUUGCAUAAGUCUUCAAAUAUAGCACUGAUAAUCCAAGAACAAGAGCAAGUAACGGUAUAUAAGCAAAGUUGUCGAGAAAAUCAGUGUGCUUUCUCUGAAAGAUGUGUAGUUCUAGAUCACAAAGUUUUAUGUACGACGAACAUUUGGAGUUAUAUUGCCUUGCCAUUCAUUUUCUUUACUCUGCUAUUUGUGGUGACAACUGCUGUCUUAUGCAUGAGAAGUAGUAAAGACUCAUCAUUCAUAAAAGUUAAUAGAGAGAUGAUGUUAGGAUAUCUUCGUUCACUGAAAAGUAAGCAAACCCCAGGAGAAAGAGCCACUUUGAAUAGCACAGAACAGUCCAGUACAGUAGAGAGAAGUGACACUACAACCUAUGAAAUUUUGAACAAUAGAGAGCAAAGAGAUGCAUUUAGCAACGAGAAAACAAGAUAUGAAACUUUAAAUAUCGCGACGGAAACAAAUACAAGAUACGAAGCUUUAAACAAUUCUGAACAAACAAGUGCAAAAUACGAAGUCCUCGAUAUGGCAUCACAAACAAGUGCAAAAUACGAGGUUUUGAAAGCAUGUAUGAGAGAAGAAAAAUAUGCAAAAUACGAGGAAUUAAACAUUUCAGGGCAAGACAAAGCAAGAUGCGAAUUUUUGAAUGUCAAAGAAUCUACAAAUCAAUAAGAGAGAUUUUCAUAAUGUUUUAAACUGAAAUGCAAUACGAAAAUUAGAAAUCAGAAAUAUCUUAAAGACAACGUGAGAGUGCAUGCAUUAAGAUAAAUGAUUUUUUUAAAAAAAAAUUCUUGUGUAUUCGAUAUAUCUUUUUGAAUAAUAUUACAAUGAAAUAUGUUCAAAACAUAUCUUUUUGUACUCGCAAUAUUAAAAACAUCACAAAGUCUCAUAAACAUUUUUUAUUAUAUUUGUAUAUUUAAGUAGAGAAAAACAUUGAAAGAAAAACUAACAGCCUAAAUUUAUGAAAAAUAUAAUGACCAUCUUUUCUUGAUGUAGCAAUAUAUCAAUUUAACAUGCAUAGAGUUUACAUAUGUGACUCCCUGCUGCUUUGAUACAAUGUAAUUACCAUGUUCAACUAAAAAACAAUUUCUGAACCGAAGCAAGCCACUGACUUAUAAAUUGGUGAUAUAUCGAUAUCAACAAUUUGGUUUAAAGUCAACUUUUUAAAAAUUCUUUUAAGCCAAGACAAUUUAUUGUUUUAUAACUCUAAGUAAUAUUCAAAUGUAGUUUAAAUCUUUCGUUGGUUUUA
This is a messenger RNA of Saccostrea cuccullata (small rock oyster), 2263 nucleotides long. Its product is annotated as cell adhesion molecule 3-like. The record is from RefSeq and is a predicted model, not a curated record. The coding region runs from base 1 to 1686 and encodes 561 amino acids. The transcript has 5 exons. Gene Ontology annotation, cellular component: plasma membrane; axon; neuronal cell body. Gene Ontology annotation, molecular function: axon guidance receptor activity. NCBI's taxonomy places the organism in Eukaryota, Metazoa, Mollusca, Bivalvia, Ostreida, Ostreidae. Gene Ontology annotation, biological process: synapse organization; homophilic cell-cell adhesion.